This is a messenger RNA of Ustilaginoidea virens, 3951 nucleotides long. RefSeq lists its product as uncharacterized. The transcript has 2 exons. Gene Ontology annotation, biological process: silent mating-type cassette heterochromatin formation; regulation of transcription by RNA polymerase II; rDNA heterochromatin formation. NCBI's taxonomy places the organism in Eukaryota, Fungi, Ascomycota, Sordariomycetes, Hypocreales, Clavicipitaceae. The coding region runs from base 1 to 3951 and encodes 1316 amino acids. Gene Ontology annotation, molecular function: zinc ion binding. The record is from RefSeq and is a predicted model, not a curated record.
AUGGCGUCGCCACUACCCAUCGCCCCCAUGGGCAAUGGCUCUCGGAACGGCCAGCAGGCUCAGUAUCAGCAACAUUCGCGUCAACCGAGGCAUCAAAGGCAACACGUGCCUCCUCAGGUUGACGGCGAUGAACCGGGUCUCCAUUUGAGACCAAUGGGUCUCAAGGUUCACUACACCUUCGACAAGGAGGGGAAAAUCAAUUGCCUCGCGAGGUCGUCGCAAACCCUCCAUAUCCAGACGGUACCUAUCGACGAGACGAACUUGGUUGGAGUCAUUGACUUGCGCUCCUGCAUCCACACCGUCAUGGAGUGCAGCCCUGAGCUUGCCGGUCAAGAGGUCGACUACAACGUCUACGCCGUCGACUUUUCAGAACCCGACACGCCGUUGGUCGGACAGGGCAUGCUCUCGUGGAUACUUGACGCGAUGCGAAAUGACUCCGUCACCCAGCAGCCCAAGAUGGUGACGGGAAGAGUGACCCAGAAUCUCUUUGGGGUUUUUGGCAGUGGAAACCGCGAGACUCUCGAAGUGAGAUUGCGACUGUCUGCGGCAACGAGGCCCAACAGCCACCUGCGACGCGACAGUACAGAUGGACCACAGCAUCAGCAGCAUCAGCAGCAUCAGCAGCAUCAGCAGCAUCAGCAGCAUCAGCAGCAUCAGCAGCAUCAGCAGCAUCAUCAGCACCAGCAGCAGAGCCGGCCCGUGGAGACGGCCAUGACUCCCACCGGGUCAUCUGAAUGGAGUUCCUUCCUGCAAUCAAACCCUCAGAUCGGCCAAUCUCAGCUGCAGAUGAGCAACCCUUCACGCGUUGCUUCACCAGCUCUGUCACAGAGCGACUUGGCCAGAAGACGUGAUUCUUUUGGUCCGGCGUCUCAGCAGAUGAUGCCCAACCAAGACGUGCAGAGGAUAGCGCCCAUGCCAGCUGACUCGGCCGAGUCGCGGGCCGACGUCGCCGCUCCUUCAUCCAGGCCCUCCAGCCGCGCGUCCAACUCAGCUUCGAGGAGGAAACCCCCGACUGGUCGGCCCCGCGGCAGACCGCGAAAGAAACUAAUGGAGGGCAACAAUUCCGGUUACGAAGACGGCACAGAGGGAGAGGAAGGGCCCGCCAAAAAAAGGGUUAAAACCACAGUGAUUGGCAAAGCUUCCCCGAAUCCCUUUGCCAACGAGCCCGAGUCGCUGAGGGUGGCUGCAAGCACCUCGGGCUCCCUGCGCAGCUUUCGCCCGGUUCUGGCCAACAACGACGGCGCUUCGGGGGGUAACAGUCACUUGCAGGAAAUGCCCCGAGCUCCCACCCCGGUUCCAGAUGGCCCUCUCCGCGGUGGUGGACCAGGAAAAUGCUUGGCUUCUGCCAACAAGCUGAGGCGGGAGUCUGCCUUGAGCCGGCAGCCUCUCUCAACCAACAACUCGUCAUAUGCAGAGCCUGGGCGGCCGUUAUCCCCAAGCCAAGAAGAAGAUGGUCGAUCACCCGAUUCCAUCGCCCCUACACCUGCGUUUUCUGAAGACAGCCCGGCAGAUAUCGGGUCUUCACCGCCUGUGCAACGAGCUACUCCUUUUUUGCGAUCGAGCCCCCCUCCGUCGAGCCCAGUCCUGCCCCCUAUGCCGCCCACUGAGCUCCGUUGCGACGUCGGCCUGGCGACGGACGACCUCGACGACCUGUUUGGCGACGAGCCUGCGCCAAUGGUCGGGAAACGAGUCGUGGCCCGAAAUCCCGCCGAGGCGCGAAACGCCGGCGCCAUACCACCAAUCCAAGUGUUUCGGCUGCAGGAUGGGCCAAGCGGCCGGGAUCCAGCCCACGUCGGCGGUAACAGCGCGCCUCAGCUCAACUCGACGCCGGCAGCUGCAUCGCCUUGUGAAAGUCAGUCCCUGCCACCAUUGAAGCGGGCGCCUGUUCGGCUGGCAGCGGGAAAGAAGACGAAGCCUGAUUCCCCACCAGGCAUGGCUCCCACUCCUCCUCCAACCACCGAUGCUGUCGAAAAACCCGCGAGCCCCGUGCUGACAGCCGAGUCAGGGAUGGACGAGAUCGGAGGGGCGAUGAUGGCAGCUCCCAGCCCCCUCGGGCUGCCAAAGCCAGCAGUCGAGCCAACACAGGUACACGAUGCUCCGAAGGAGCAUCCAAAAGCUGCCGAGGCUCCUCCACACGUCAUCCCCUCCUCCAAAACACCCCGUCAGCUGAACAGGUCUCAAUCUGCUGGGCCGCUGGUUUUUCCCGCCAUCCCAGCGAGCGAACCUGCCGGACCAUCUUGUCUUUCCCAAUCCGCGGCUGCUGAGCCUGGACGCCGCCCUGCACCCUCGGUCGCAACAGCCUUGAGGCGAGCUGCCUCAACUGGUCCCUUGAGCUUGCCGAUACCCGCCAGCGAUCCCGUCAUGGCCACUGCCGCUCCGGCUAAGAGGGCUCCUCCUAGCUUCGCGGCCAGAAGCGAUGCCGCGGCCCCCCCCUCCUCUCCGCCUCCUAGAUCAAACAAGAACUUUGUCAAGAAGCACGCCAUCAAGCAACGCUUGGAAGAAGCCGUGUCGAACGGCGAAAUGCCCCCGUACUGCAGCAACUGCGGGGCGAUUGAGACGCCAACAUGGCGCAAGAUUUGGGUGCAGGAUAACGAGGGUGUUCCCGAGUACUGCGAAUACUCGGUCGAGCCCGGCAGAGUCACCGCCAUUGAAAUCCUGCGGCGAGACUCGGACAACAAGCCGACUCUGCAUCGUCUGAUCAAGAAGAGUCUAAGCCUUGACGAGGACAGGACUAAAUGGCAGGAGCUUCUCCUGUGCAACCCCUGUGGGAUAUGGCUGACCAAGUGCAAAAGCCACCGUCCCCAGGACAGGUGGGACAAGGAUCUUUCUCGCCUGGGCCAAGAACGCAGAAAACGCGGGUCGGGAAGGAGCACGUCCCGGGCCAAGAGGUCGCGCGGCAAGGGGGGGGAUGCGGCCAUGAAUCCCACGUCGGAAGCCUAUCUCCCAACGGACGCGUUGGGUCCCGUGGAGCCCUCGUCACCAAAGCAGCCAGGCACCGAGGGUCCCGGUGAUCAAGGGGCGGGACAGGACGUCGGCAAUGGCGGCGAAGCAUCGGGGGCGCUCGACGGGCUGGACAGGCAGUCGAACCCUGGAUCCACGCACUCCAGGGCCAGCGGAGGAACGGGUACAGCCAACAGCCCCAUUGACGUGGACUUUGACGCAGCCGUCGGAAACACCAAGCGGCUAUUGUUCCCGUCGCCCCGAAAGGAUGGUGUGCUCAAGACAUUGGGGGAACUAGAUGUUAAUGUUGUGCAGACUCCCGACGACUCCCGGCCGAAGGGGUCCCCCACGGGGAAGGAGAACGUGGCCGCAGCGUCGGCGACCGAUCAAGUCAGCGGCGCCGCGGAAGACCUGGAUGCCCUUUUGAAGAGCCCGGCACCUGCAGCAGCAGCAGCAGCAGCAGCAGCAGCAGCAGCUCGGCCGUCGACCCCGCCGCCCAACCCGGGCACCAACCCCAACACGACGGCAUCCAAGGAGCCCUUCAAGACUCCGACGCGACCCACACCGAGCCACCGGCCCAUCACUAGGAGCAUCUCCCGAUCCAUCCGCUCGAUGCGAUCCAUCUCGUCCCCGAACCAGCUGGCUCUCGCCCAGCAAACCCCCACCCGAACCCCCCAGGUCCCGUUCGGAGCUGCAGGAAGCUCGGGGCGAAGGCGCAGCCCGCGCAACCACUCGGGCGGAUUCGACGUCUUGGACACCCCCAUCAGUCUGACGAUCAGCCAGAUGUUUUCCGAUGGUCACGGGUUCGGCGAGAAUGACCUGGACCUGGACAGCCUGCCAGCCCUGGACGCGGGCGCCGGAGGCCUGAUUGACUUUGGGAGCCUGCUGAGCACCGACGCCGUCAUGCCGAGCUCUCCGCCCAAGGAUGGGAAUCUGUUUGACUACCACGCGUCUGCCAACGUGUGGGCCCAGUGGGAUCUGGACAACGGCGGCGGCAUGGAUAUAAGCUGA